Molecule: messenger RNA, 990 nt
Organism: Ostertagia ostertagi
Lineage: Eukaryota; Metazoa; Nematoda; Chromadorea; Rhabditida; Trichostrongylidae
Source: the annotation of a GenBank genome assembly
AUGUGUGCAUCACGUAUCCUGCACAGCAAAACACUGAAGUGGAAGAAGCUGCUAAUUUCAGGUGGUCCUGGUUCCCAAAAAGGAUUGGUGAUCGAAGAGUUGAUACAUCGAUUCGGCUUUAUGGCAAUCACCGUCGAAGAGAUCAUUUUCAGUUAUUUACCUAGCAAAGUUGCCAAUACUGUUGAGACGACGGCCGAAAUUCAAAAAAUGCUCAAGGGAGAUACGGGUACGCUGUCAGUUGACUGGAUUUUUUCAAUGAUCGGCGCCAAAAUUGGUACAUCGUCACAUCAGCGAUUUGUUGUCGAUAUUGUGCCGUCGAUAAAUUCAAUAUCCAGAGCGGAUAGCUUUGUUGAUUCAAAUCACGAGAGGUGUCUGGAGAGCUUCGAGCGACGGUAUCCGAUAAUGUUCGCUUUGGAGUUGGACGUUUCGGAUGAAGUUGCGAUGAUGGAUCGCAAUGGCAGCAUGCCCACCAAAAAUGAGAAGGAGGCUAUGAAGAAUGGCAAUACCAUAAAUAGCUCCUAUGGCAAGGACAUCGACGCAGCAGACAGAGGAAAGCUGGAGAAACGGAUCCAGCAACACCAUCUCAUUGCACGGCCGUUUCUGCGAUACUUCUCAAACUCCAAGAGGAUGGUUCGGAUAACCGUCCCCGAGGCAGCGACGAACGUCGUUUCCACCGUAGCUUCAAUACUGGUCGACUUCGGCUUCACUGAGCAACGACAACCGGGACGAGUUAUCGUGUUUGGCACGGAUGAUGAGGCGUUCGAAGACAUCGACUUUGACUACUACAAAAUGCGGAAGAUCCGACUGAGCGACAUCGUCAAAGAAGCGCAAUGCGGUGAUCAAGUAUACGCGCUCUAUCGCCACAUAGAGAAAAUUGCAGCACCAGGUGACAACUUUGCUGUCGUGAUGGACACCAUGAACAACACAGAAAUCGAUGUUGGACUGCUGUUCAAACGCGAUCGUAUGGUGGCACCACGUGUUUUAGCUUAA